Molecule: messenger RNA, 1102 nt
Organism: Neurospora crassa OR74A
Lineage: Eukaryota; Fungi; Ascomycota; Sordariomycetes; Sordariales; Sordariaceae
Exons: 2
Coding region: 185-925 (246 amino acids)
Biological process (GO): translational termination
Cellular component (GO): mitochondrion
Molecular function (GO): translation release factor activity
Source: RefSeq, a predicted model, not a curated record
CGACGAACGAACGACCUGAGUGACCGCAACCGCUGCCUGCCGGCCCCGACGAACCGCGCUGGAUCCGCGGUGCAAAUGCCAGCCGGAUGCGACCAUGCCUUGGCCGUGCGUGGCUCCGUUCCGUCAUCAUCAUCAUGAUUCCCGUCCCCGUCGUUGACAGUCUUCGGCUCCGGAUUCGGAUGAUAUGAAGACGACAACACUUCGCCUACACCCGGUACCUUCGCUUUCAGCCCUUUUCACAGGAGCAGUAGGUCGAAUCCUGAAAUAUGGCGGCCUACCGUUUGUCUCGGGCUCUGGAGGAGGACGACGGCCGGUGAUCGCAACAUCCGCGAGCGCUGUUGCAGCAGUAGCAGGAGCAGCAGCACCGUUCACCACCAGCACUCCAUCAUGGCUCAAAGCGUGGCAAAUGCCUCCCCGCCCUAAACUCCCCGAGGACGAGUUGGAAGAGGUCUACCUCAAGGGUAGUGGUCCUGGUGGACAAAAGAUUAACAAAACCAACAGCGCUGUUCAACUCCGGCAUAUCCCCACCAACAUCGUCAUCAAAUGCCAAGAAACGCGCUCGCGCACGCAAAACCGCAAGCUGGCCCGGGAGAUCCUCGCCGCCAAGGUCGAUUUGUUUCUCAACGGGGACAAGAGUCGCUUGGCGAUUGUGGGAAACGUCAAGAAGAAGAAGGCGGAUAGUAAGGCGAAGAAGGCGAGAAGAAAGUACAAAAAGCUGGAGGAGGAAAGGGCCAAGGGUGGUGUUGGUCAACAGCAGUUGGUGGAGGGGGCAGAGGGGGCAGAGGGGGGAGAGGUUGAGGGAGAAGAUGAAGGUGAAGAGCUGGAAGGAUACGAAGAAGAGGAGGUACAAGAAGGAAAAGAGGCUGAAAAGGGAGAAAAGGCUGAGAAGCGCGGAGGAAACAAUGCGGAUGGCGGUAGACACUAGACAGUAAGAAUACCUACCCAUUGUGUCAGCGAAAAGCCAUCUGUGGUUUCUGCCACUGGUUUGCAAUCCUGGCCAUGUUUGAUCAUAAGGAAACGGCUGCUUGUUACUCGGUUCCUGAAGCGGUGAGGAUCGCUUAGUUGGAUUCGGUAGGUAUGGCCGCCUCCCCUUCAAGUCAAU